Misgurnus anguillicaudatus (oriental weatherfish) is the source of this 1020-nucleotide messenger RNA. RefSeq names its product trace amine-associated receptor 4-like. Gene Ontology annotation, biological process: G protein-coupled receptor signaling pathway. The record is from RefSeq and is a predicted model, not a curated record. NCBI's taxonomy places the organism in Eukaryota, Metazoa, Chordata, Actinopteri, Cypriniformes, Cobitidae. Gene Ontology annotation, molecular function: trace-amine receptor activity. Gene Ontology annotation, cellular component: membrane.
AUGUCUUUCAAUGAGACUGAGAAUAUUCUCCUGUGCUAUUCUUUACAUCCCGACUCUUGUUCUAGAACUCAUCGUCUCACUGUUGUUAAAGUGACAAUAUAUGCUGUAAUGUUACUUAUGAUCCUCAUGACAGUUUUUGGGAAUCUGCUGAUCAUCAUCUCCAUCUCUCACUUCAAACAGCUUCAGUCUCCAACUCAUCUGAUCGUUCAGUCAUUGGCUGUGUGUGACUGUCUGCUGGGUUUACUGGUGAUGCCCUACAGUAUGGUGCGAUCUGUCGAAGGCUGCUGGUUUUUGGGAGAUGUUGUUUGUAAAGUGCAUUCUAGUUUGGACAUGACCUUCAGUAUCUCAUCUUUAUUGCAUCUUAGCUUAAUAUCUAUCGACAGGUACUGGGCCAUAUAUGACCCUUUAAGAUACAAAAUAAGGAUCACAAACAACAUUGUGGCUGUGUUUAUAACCCUUACAUGGAUCUUUUCAUUUGUGUACAGCUUUUCUCUUGUGUUUUCAGGGGUGAAUGCUGUUGGUCUGGAAGCUCUUAUAUUACAAAUGUCUUGUUUUGGUGGAUGUGUUUUGUUUUUUAACAAAGAAUGGGGGCUAAUCUGUGUCAUUGUAGUAUUUAUUAUUCCAGGAACUAUAAUGAGCUCUCUGUAUAUCAGCAUAUUUAAUGUUGUGAGAAAACACGCAAAAGUUUUGUCAGAGAAAGUGUCUGUGACCACCACAGGUGUUAACAGUCAAAUCUAUGCACACAGAGAAAGAAAAGCAGCUAAAACUCUGGCUCUUGUUAUGGGCGUUUUCUUUAUCUGCUGGCUUCCUUUUUUUAUCGCCACUGCUGUUGAUCCUUUCAUCAAUUUUGUGACCCCAGCUGAUGUUUUUGAUGCUUUGGUUUGGUUUGGCUAUUUAAAUUCAACUUGUAAUCCCUUAAUCUAUGGAUUUUUCUAUCCUCGUUUUCAGAAGGCCUUUAAGACUCUCAUAUUCACAUAUAUCUGUGGAUUCAAUCAUACACAUACUCUGACAUUUGAAUAA